CGGCCGCAUGCGAUGCAACAUUAAUUUUGUUUGCGGCCCUCGAAAAUGAAUUAAAAAACCUGAGCGGCCCACCAACCAUCUUUGGCUAGAAGAAGAAGACCAUGUCCUUACAGCCCAACACCAAUUAUCUGACAAUGUAAUAUUAAAACUGUGUAUUAAAGCCAUAAAAGCAGUGCAUGAAGGAUUUCGGAAGUGCACUUGGAACGUCAGUGUUCGGGUGUGGAUGGUGUUAAAUCAAAAGUUCACUUGGGCCUUCUGACCAAUUUUCAUGCCCACCCCGGACAUACAUGGUUGGAUGGUAUAACGAGUUGGUUGAUAAAGUCUUUCAUCUUCCGUACCAUGCAGACACUGUUGCAUUAUGUGUGCUAAGCAUACCUUGCAUGUAUGAGCGUGCUUUCAAACCGUGGAUUGAAGCCAACAAGAACGGAAAUAUGCUCGUGAAAGAUCCCAUUGAUGAAUGUGUUGGGUCAUGCUAUCAAAAAGUACAACAGAAUUUACCAGACGUUGCACUAGACUUUAUACAAGACUAUGAACAGCACCAUGGCACCCGAAGACCUAAACUGCUGGUGCAGACUGCCGGGCAUGUGUCUGGUGCAGCUUACUACUAUAAACGUUCCGAUGUGAAGAAUGAUCCUUGGCACGAAAAGAAGAGGAUAUAUGGUGCUAGUCUUCACCCUCGAUUUGGUGGUUGGUUUGCAUUCCGUGGAGCCAUUAUCAUGAAGGAUAUACAAACCACGAGCAUUCCGAGAGUGCUCCCUCAUGAUUCUCUCCCUACUGACAAUCAGAAAAUUGAUUUUCUUGAUAAGUUUAAUAACAAUUGGCAGAAUAACAUGUUUAGAGAUGUGAUACCAGUAGCAGAUAAAUAUUCGGAGGAACAACAAAAAUACUUUGAGACUUUACCGAAAAAUAGAGCAGCACUUUUAGGAUUGAAACAGAAUGUUGAUCAAGAUGGUUGAAAUUUAAUUUUUAGCGAGUUGAGUGGCUGAGUAGUAGAGGCAGCAUGUACCAGAGCCUUACAUCGGCAUUGGUUUGAAACAUUUCUCGUUCAUGGUUCAGGUGUUUAAAGCCGGGUACUCACUACGCGCGAUGGAGACAUGACAGCAAGGCAACGACAAACGACCAACGAAUCGCUUUUUUAAUGAUCCGUUUAGACUGCCACUGACAAUCAGCAGACAGCGUUACAUCGUCUAUCGCUCACCGGAAGUAGAUGUGGAUUCGUCGUACGACAGUCGUAUGACGUAGUAAGUGUCUGGCUUAAGUCUUCUUGGGUAAGGAUAGCGUGUACACAAAUUAAGUCAUGCUAACUUUGAAGAGCUCAAGAUAUCCUUUGAGAAGAGCAGGGGGCUCCAGUGGUGGCUCCAGGAUAUAUUUUCUGGGGGCGGGGCGGUGGGCUGAGCUGUCCGACGGGGGACUUGAGCUCGUAGGCCCGAGCUGGGGGAAGUGUUUGAGAGUGGGGUCCCCCUUUCAAAAGAGAUUUUUUUAAGAAUAGGAACCUCUGGAUGGCCAGAAAUGACACUCUCAGACUGUGAGAGACGUGUUGGCUUGGCGUGGGGCUAUUUUAAAUUUUUUUUAAGUCUGACUGCCCGAUGAGGUCUGUCUGAUGGAGGGGGGGCUUGACCUGUCUGGUUAGUGGACUUAAGCCCCUGUUUCCCCCCGCUGGCGCCGCCACUUGGGGGGAAAAUAGAUGCGUGCGCCUAUAAGCAGCAACACAAGGUGAUGGGAAAGGUGUCAGAAUAUUACCGCACUGUGCGAGUGUUGACGUUUACUGAAUGUUGGUUGCCGUCUGAGCAGAUCGCCAUUGAUAACGAUUCAUCACACAAACCUACAGUAGUUGCAUGUUGGUGAAGUGUGUGACAACAGUAAAUAAGAAAUUUUUGUUUAACAGUAUAUUUAUGAGUUAUAGGAUGGAAGUGUUGUCAUAUAUAUAUUUUAUAUAUAUUUAUAGUAUAAAAAUAAUAUUCAAUAUUUUUUAUUAAUAUAAUUAUUAAAAAAAUAAUAAUUAUUAAAAUAAUUAUUAUUAUUGAAAUUUUAUUUUUUAUUAUAACCAACUUGAUUAGCAAUACAGAUUUAACUGCCAUACACUGUUUUAUUUACAUAAUAUUUUGAUAAGAUACUAAAAUAUUAUCAGGGGUGACGGCAGGAUUUCCCCGACGAAAGCAAAGUGGGCGUGGUCGAGCUUCAAUUAAAAGGUAUCAAUAGUGGUCCUGGGGUCAAAGCCCCCGAAAAUUUGGACAAUUUAGGGGUUUCAAAGGCUUAUUUAAUCGAUUUUAUAGUCUCCUAAUCUACUAAUUUUUUUUUCUCCCCGACAGGGGCCAGCACACCGCGACGCCCCCACUGGCGCCACCCCUGAAUAUUAGAGAAAGUAGAUCACAAAGACUGAGGAUUAUUAGCUACCAAAUAUAUUGCCAAUGCCAUGGUGCUUAUGGGGUGGGGAGAGAACUAGUAUUAAGUGAGGGGGAACAAGCGGGGGGGAAAUAAGUGGUGAUUACUGUUAACUAAUUGAUCUUGAUUUUUUUUUGUUUUUUUGUGGGGGGUGGAUUACGUGCCCCACUUUUCUCCCCAGAUAUGUUUCUGUUCGUAGACAGUCACUUAAUAUGCAAACAUCUCUUUUACCGGUAUUGAAGUAAAGUACAUUAGCUGCACAAUAAUAAAUUUACUAUUGUAACAUGAAAUACAUGGUGGAGGGGAAUGCAAUGUUUAUUAACUGUAUGUAUUUAUAUAAUCAUCUUGAGGGGUAUCAUUAAAUGACCAUGACAACUGA
Messenger RNA from Anneissia japonica, 2761 nucleotides. Its product is annotated as methylmalonic aciduria and homocystinuria type C protein homolog. NCBI's taxonomy places the organism in Eukaryota, Metazoa, Echinodermata, Crinoidea, Comatulida, Comatulidae. Gene Ontology annotation, molecular function: demethylase activity; FAD binding; cyanocobalamin reductase (cyanide-eliminating) (NADP+) activity. The transcript has 4 exons. Bases 288 to 956 code for a protein of 222 amino acids. The record is from RefSeq and is a predicted model, not a curated record. Gene Ontology annotation, biological process: cobalamin metabolic process. Gene Ontology annotation, cellular component: cytoplasm.